Molecule: messenger RNA, 594 nt
Organism: Coprinopsis cinerea okayama7#130
Lineage: Eukaryota; Fungi; Basidiomycota; Agaricomycetes; Agaricales; Psathyrellaceae
Exons: 1
Coding region: 1-594 (197 amino acids)
Source: RefSeq, a predicted model, not a curated record
AUGGAUCCAAGAAUCGAGCCUCUCAUUUCGAAUAACCAUGUUCCAGACCCCAUUCACAUCCCCUACCUCACCGACGAACUAUCGAAAACCUCAAAGGAACUCUCAUCGACGCAUCAAAAAAUUGAAUUGGUCGAACAGUUUCUGGCAGGCCUUCACUCUCGACACACACUGCUGGCUAAGAAAGAAAGCGCCAUGCGCGACACACUUUCACCUUUGCGCGCAUUCCCUCCUGAGCUCCUCGGAGAACUGUUCAGAGCUUGCCUGCCACUGAUGCUCGACGCCCACGGACGGCGCCAAUUCGCCAUCUUGAGAGCUGUCUGUCGCGCCUGGAGGGAGGUGACAUUCUCCACUCCUCACCUCUGGCCCGACAUCCAAGUCGAUAUAGUUAAGCGCUUCGGGACGAUACAAUACGAACCGUUACCCACCCCGGCACAACUUCAGUCGUGGUUCACUGAUCGAGCGCGGUCGAAACCUCUCUCAUUCAACCUCGCGGCAAGGAUUCCAAUCAACAAAAUGUUGCCUCCUCAUGUAAUCCACGAACUCGUCAAAUGCUUGAAGUGCAGCGUCAUUGGAAAUCGCUCGCCUUUGGCUUAG